This is a messenger RNA of Paramecium sonneborni, 642 nucleotides long. The record is from the annotation of a GenBank genome assembly. Lineage: Eukaryota; Ciliophora; Oligohymenophorea; Peniculida; Parameciidae.
AUGAAUUUCUUUCGUCCUCCUCUAACUUCUUUUAUAAAAACUCUUGCUGAUCCACAAUUUGAAUCAGAAUAAUUUAUGAUUGGUAAUGAAUCUAUAACAAGCAAGAAGGAUAUGAUUAGAUAGUUACAAGAGUAAAUCCUAUAUUUUAAAGAGGCUAAUAAUUUUACAUAGUCUGAAAUGGAAGUGAUAAAAUAAUUUGAAUUACUAUUAGAAAGUAAACAAAAAAGAAGAGGUUUUGAUAUUAAUUUCCAUAUUUAAACCCAAGAUAUAAGUAGAAAAAAGAAAUCAGAAAUAUUUAGAUUAAAGCGUGCAAAGAAAAGAAUUAAGAUCAAGGUAUAUACUAAGAAACUUAAUGCAGCAAAAAAUAGAUUUAGAAUUUUAGGUUAAUUUAUAUCAAAUUAAGAGAUUUAAAUAAUAGAAGAAACUUUUGGAUCACAUGUUUUCAGUGACAAUCGUAAUUUCUCAUUGAAAAUAGGAAGAGCAUUAAAAAAUAAAUAUGGAUAUGAAUACUAUGAUAAAUCUUAAGUUAUUAAAGAAAUUAAAAGAUUAAAAAGACAAUAAGACCAGAUUUUGAGUCGUAUAUAGGGAAAGAAAUAAAUAUUUUGCAUAAAUACUAAAUAAUUAAAAUAAUAAAAAUAAUGA